GUAGGUGUGUGUGUGUGUUGGAAAAAUACUGCAUUUAAUCAUUAAAACAUCUUUUGCUGAAGCCUUGUUAGCUGUGCUAUAGCCUUGAAGUUUUCUCCCUUCUGCUCUGCAAGAAAUAGGGAGUACCAGUGUGUAGCAUCCUUAUCUGAUGAGCCCAAUGCUUGCUUUGUGCAGAGAAUAUUUCCUACGUACUGUGUGACUAUGCACCUCCCAGAAUGCAAUACAUAUUAUGAGCUGAAUCCCUGUAUUCUCUUCAGUGAGAGGAAGUUGCCUUUGCUGUAAACUGCUCACUCCUUGCAAGUAAAAUCCUGAAGAAGGUCUCAACUGAUUGUGUCUGCUUUAUUUAAGAUUUACGAAGGGAACUAACAAUUUCCCUAACAUAAUUGGGGGCUCGUCCGGGAUCCCAAGAUCCUCUCUUUGCCGGGACAUCGAGUCGGCGACUGAAGUCUGUGCACAGCCAGGUUUGGAACCUGCAGAAAAUCCUGGGAGGUGAAUUCCUGCCCAGGUCAGACGUCGGCUGGUGGUCCGACGAGGCGAGGUGACGGGAUCCUGAACCAGGGCCAGGACACAAAUCAGGCGAGUAUGAAAAGAGUAAAUCCUAAGGUAUCUUAAAUUCCGUGAGUGGCUCACGAGGUAAAAGAAGACUGGGUCUUCAGAAAAGUUCCGUGACGAGGUCACGAGGGAAAAGAGGACGGGGUCCUCGUAAAAUAGAUUAAUGAUAGUUUGUCUGAUUGAAGCAGCGGCAGAGUGGAAACCUAACGGUGUUAACGUAAACUCUGUGAUCAGUUGAAGUAAAUCAGACUAUAUAAAUAAGUGUUAUUGUUUGUCGGUCUCUAAGUUAAUUUUAACUUCUUAGAGGAAGUCUCAGAGACCUUUUGUGUUGUGUGUCUGAUUGAGAUCAAAAUUGAGAGGUUGGUUUACUGAGACAGCUGUGUCCGCAGGAAACUAGUUCCUGUAGAAGCUUGGCACAGUCGAUGAUCUCUGUGAACACUGUGACUGAUCGUUGAUCUCAAUCCUCGUAGUGAAGCAAAUUAAAGAACACUAAGGGUGAAAACCUUGAAGGUGAUUCCAAAUAUAUGUCUAAAAGACAUUCUCAGUCGACUAUAAUAAUAUAUACAUACCUUACCUUAGUGGAAAAAAAAAAUUGGAUUUGAUGGAAAUUUAAAAAAGUAGAAUUGUGUAAAAAAUUUGAUGGAUAAAAGAACUAACUGAUAACUGAAACAGUUAAAAGAACAAGAUGGGGAAUAUAAUAAAGGGACCAGUUAAAAAUUCAUGCUAUAUGCACAACAAAAUUUUGAAUUAAAAAUAAACACUAAAGGGGUGUAUAAGUAUGGAACAAAUUAAGUGAUUAAAAUUAAGACAUAAAAAAUAUUAAUGAAAUGAUAGAAAUAUUAGAGAAACUAUAUAAUAGAUAUAAUUUAAUAAUUGUUUUAUAUUAAUAUAAAAAAUAACCUAUAAUACAAUAAUAAUAUAAUUGAUGUGCUUAAAUAUAAAUAUAAAGGCAUGCGUCAAUUAAAACAUAGGAAAGAACAAGCUCAUUGAUUAAUUAGAUGGAACGUUGUGGAAGUGGUGCACGAAUAUUAACAUUCUGUUAUAAUUCCAUAUUGUUAAAAUACUUUGUGAUGUAUGAAACUAACAGUCUAUUUUCAGAUAUUGAAUACAAAUCAAUGAAAUAAAGCAAAAGCAACAAUGUUUGUUGUAGACAGUGAAGAAUGCUAUUGGCAAGAUAACAGUGGACAGAGAGGACGUUACAGAAAAAGGUUUAGAGGAUGUGGUGGACGACCAUUUAGGGUGAGAAAAGUGAGAGUGACGUUGAUGAGGAAGAACCUCAAGUAAAAGUGUACUUAUGUGAAAGACUGCAUGAUUACCCAAACCAUAUUUGUCAAAAAGGAAAUGAAAAGAGUGUAUGAUUGGAAUCCAAAACAAGUGUAAAUACAGCUCAAUGACGGUGUGAAAGAUAAUAGCUCUGAACUGGACAACCCAGGCUGUGCCCACAGCCCACCUUAGAGGAAAUCCCUAUAAAUCAGAAUGAUGUUAUGUUAAUCUCGGGGUGAACCAGGAUGAGUUACAGCAGAUUCCUUCCUAAUAAUCUCCUCUAUGCACCAUUUGUGCAAAUCAGAACAAUAUUUAAAUUUAACAACCCUUCCAAUGCCUUCCAUAUGUCAAAUGUGUUAAAACAUCACAAGAAAUGUUUUUCUGAAAAUGCUUUUCAAGACAUGCCUUGCCCACAGGAGGGACCACUGCAGGUUGGUGACUGGGUGUUCACCAGAGUCAUAAAGCGCAAGAACUGGACCUCACCCCGGUGGGAAGGCCCGUAUAGAGUGACGCUGACAACACCUACAGCCUGCAAAGUCGAAGGCAUCUCCCGGUGGAUACACAACACAGACUGCAAAAAGACAACAGGUACAGGCAACCGAGUAGUAUUGUCCAUGAGAAAAAACCCAACCGAGGGAGGGGAAAAGUCUGCCUACAAAGGGGGUCAGCAGCAUUUAGAGCACUGGUCGUCUCAACGGCAGUGAAGAAACCAGCGGUACCUUCUCUCACUUAGGGGGACAUUCUCAUAAGGAGAUACUAUGAGGGGACACUGUCCAGCCACGGGAGUUGUACUAACUGCCCUUGUACUGUUGAUUGAUGCUAGGCCACUCCCUGACCUCAUCCAGGAUGAGGAGAGACCUCCUGACCAGUAUCACACUAACUCGUGGUAUCGUUACAUGAAGUUUCUUGCUAAACAGAGCACUCAUAAUUUUACUGAAAGUGGCUGUUAUGUGUGUGGAAACAUGCCAAAAUCUGUUGCGAACCCCGAUGUACAAAUUCAGCCUGUAGACCCACAGCGAGAGCAAUUAUAUCCAGACACUUUACGUUCACUGGUGUCACCUGAUGCUUUCUAUGCCUCUUUCCGAGGUCAAACGAAAGGACUAGUUCCACGUCCUCCACCAUACCAGGGUCGUAAUUAUACACGGUUUUUGAGUGCCAACUUCUCCACAGAAAUCUUAUUUGAUCAUGUUCCUUUUCCUCCUCAGUUCAAGGGACACUGUUUCCAGAGCAGCAGCUUUUCUCUUUUAAAGAAUAAGGAUUUAGCCAUCUCAGUGGGGGAAGUUCCCCUGAAACACUGCCAGACUGUGAAGAUGCCUUGCACUCGCAGUGCCACCCAUUUCAACACUUCUGAGGCACCAAAGGGGGUUCAGUGUGUCCCUUAUUAUGAUGGUCCUGAUUUCAUGGGGACUCUUCCACAGUCUGAUAUCAAUUAUGUUUGUGGACACACAAUCUAUGUGCAUCUUCCACCCAAUUGGGUAGGACGCUGUGCCCCUGUUUAUGUUUCAGAUGGCUCCUACGUGAUAACACCACAGCAGAUGACUUCCAAGGGACGGCUACGGAAGCGAGAGAUUGAUCUGAAGGAAAGUGAUCGGAUCUGGGGAUCAGACGUUCCCAUAGACAAAAAGCUCUGGACUACAGGCCAGAAAAUGGCACUAUCCCUAUUUCCAAGGACCGCCUGGUGUUAGAUCUGCUCACUGCAAGCCAAGGUGGAGUGUGUGCAAUAGUGGGCCCCAAGUGCUGCACAUACAUUCCAGGAGACGACCAAGACGCAAAGGUCACCCAACAGGCACUCCGUGACCUACAGCACAUAUCCAAUGUGCAGGCGGCUGAUGUAGUGAAAGACAAAUCCUGGUUUGAUUGGUUUAGGUCUGGCACAUGGACAUUCUGAUGAAGAUUUUUGGACCGAUUCUACUGAUUCUUUUGGUUCUGAUGCUGAUUGUGUUGUGCGUAAUUCCCUGUUUGAGGGCCAUGAUCAUCAGGAUGGUGAAUCAAGGCCUUCUCAGGGUGUGCGCAGUCAUGCACUCUCGGCAAAUACUCUAUACACCUUUGAAGCUCGAUAACUGUGAAGAGGAUCUCCACGAUGUCGACGGAAAUGGACGCUAAGCUGUACAUAUUGUGCUUCUGUGCUUUUGACCCUGCCUACGACGUUGCAACAUUUAUUUCAUGUUUUAUGAUGACUGCACUGAAAAUCGAAAGAAGUUGUGCUGUUCUGAUGUAUGCAUGAUUGUUUAAUGAAUGUUUCAAUGUUAAACAGGAGGGAAAUGUUGGAAAAAUACUGCAUUUAAUCAUUGAAACAUCUUUUGCUGAAGCCUUGUUAGCUGUGCUAUAGCCUUGAAGUUUUCUCCCUUCUGCUCUGCAAGAAAUAGGGAGUACCGGUGUGUAGCAUCCUUAUCUGAUGAGCCCAAUGCUUGCUUUGUGCAGAGAAUAUUUCCUACGUACAGUACUGUGUGACUAUGCACCUCCCAGAAUGCAAUACAUAUUAUGAGCUGAAUCCCUGUAUUCUCUUCAGUGAGAGGAAGUUGCCUUUGCUGUAAACUGCUCACUCCUUGCAAGUAAAAUCCUGAAGAAGGUCUCAA
Messenger RNA from Betta splendens (Siamese fighting fish), 4391 nucleotides. RefSeq lists its product as uncharacterized. The transcript has 2 exons. Lineage: Eukaryota; Metazoa; Chordata; Actinopteri; Anabantiformes; Osphronemidae. The record is from RefSeq and is a predicted model, not a curated record. The coding region runs from base 2574 to 3500 and encodes 308 amino acids.